Oryctolagus cuniculus (rabbit) is the source of this 5778-nucleotide messenger RNA. It is a transcript of the gene THBS1, whose product is annotated as thrombospondin 1. Gene Ontology annotation, cellular component: extracellular region. Gene Ontology annotation, biological process: cell adhesion; negative regulation of angiogenesis. The record is from RefSeq and is a predicted model, not a curated record. Gene Ontology annotation, molecular function: calcium ion binding; protein binding. NCBI's taxonomy places the organism in Eukaryota, Metazoa, Chordata, Mammalia, Lagomorpha, Leporidae.
ACUGCACCCGAGCCAGCCGGCCACUUCGGGUUUCCAGCGAGCGAGCGAUCCUCCUGCUCAGCCUGCGAGUCCGACCGCGGUCCCCCGGGCUAACCGGUUACCCCGGCGCCUCUCCUGCGUCUUCGCCGCCGCUCCCGGCCGCUGAGCCCACGUCUACACAGGCUCCCUGCUGGGCACAGACAGCUCCACCAUGGGGCUGGCCUGGGGACUCAGUGUCCUGUUCCUGCUGCAGGUGUGUGGCAGCAACCACAUUCCAGAAUCUGGGGGAGACAACAGCGUGUUUGACAUCUUUGAACUCACCGGGGCUGCCCGCAAGGGCUCUGGGCGCCGGCUCGUGAAGGGUCCUGACCCUUCCAGCCCUGCUUACCGCAUCGAAGAUGCCAACCUGAUCCCCCCGGUGCCUGACGACAAGUUCCAGGACCUAGUGGAUGCUGUGCGCGCAGAGAAAGGUUUCCUCUUCCUGGCCUCCCUGAGGCAGAUGAAGAAGACCCGGGGCACGCUGCUGGCUUUGGAGCGGAAAGACCACUCUGGCCAGGUCUUCAGUGUGGUCUCCAACGGCAAGGCGGGCACCCUGGACCUGAGCCUGACCGUGCAGGGGAAGCAGCAUGUGGUGUCGGUGGAGGAAGCUCUGCUGGCGACCGGCCACUGGAAGAGCAUCACCCUGUUUGUGCAGGAAGACAGGGCCCAGCUGUACAUCGACUGCGAGAAGAUGGAGAAUGCUGAGCUGGACGUCCCCAUCCAGAGCAUCUUCACCAGGGACCUGGCCAACGUGGCCAGGCUCCGCAUCGCCAAGGGAGGCGUUAAUGACAACUUCCAGGGGGCACUGCAGAAUGUGCGGUUUGUCUUUGGAACCACACCAGAAGACAUCCUCAGGAACAAAGGCUGCUCCAGUGCAUCCACCAAUGUCCUUCUCACCCUUGACAACAAUGUGGUGAACGGGUCCAGCCCUGCCAUCCGCACUAACUACAUUGGCCACAAGACAAAGGACCUGCAGGCCAUCUGUGGCAUCUCCUGUGAUGAGCUGUCCAACAUAUUCCUGGAACUCAGGGGCCUGCGCACCAUCGUGACCACGCUGCAGGACAGCAUUCGCAAAGUGACUGAAGAGAACAAAGAGCUGGCCAAUGAGCUGAGGAAGCCUCCCCUCUGCUAUCACAAUGGGGUCCAGUACAGGAAUAACGAGGAAUGGACCGUGGACAGCUGCACUGAGUGUCGCUGUCAGAACUCAGUCACCAUCUGCAAAAAGGUGUCCUGCCCCAUUAUGCCCUGCUCCAAUGCCACAGUUCCUGAUGGAGAAUGCUGCCCGCGGUGUUGGCCCAGUGACUCAGCAGAUGAUGGCUGGUCUCCGUGGUCUGAGUGGACCUCUUGCUCUGUGACAUGUGGCAAUGGAAUUCAGCAGCGUGGCCGCUCCUGUGACAGCCUCAACAACCGAUGCGAGGGCUCCUCGGUCCAGACGCGGACCUGCCACAUCCAGGAAUGUGACAAGAGAUUUAAACAGGACGGCGGCUGGAGCCACUGGUCCCCGUGGUCAUCCUGUUCUGUGACAUGUGGAGAUGGUGUGAUCACAAGGAUCCGGCUCUGCAACUCUCCCAGCCCCCAGAUGAAUGGGAAACCAUGUGAAGGCGAAGCUCGGGAGACCAAGGCCUGCAAGAAAGAUGCCUGCCCCAUCAAUGGCGGCUGGGGUCCUUGGUCUCCAUGGGACAUCUGUUCUGUCACCUGUGGAGGAGGGGUGCAGAAACGAAGCCGGCUCUGCAACAACCCCGUGCCCCAGUUUGGAGGCAAGGACUGCGUUGGUGAUGUGACAGAAAACCAGAUCUGCAACAAGCAGGACUGUCCAAUCGAUGGAUGUCUGUCCAAUCCCUGCUUUGCCGGUGUCAAGUGUACUAGCUACCCUGACGGCAGCUGGAAAUGCGGUGCUUGUCCCCCUGGGUAUAGUGGCAAUGGCAUCCAGUGCAAAGAUGUCGAUGAGUGCAAAGAAGUGCCUGACGCCUGCUUCAACCACAACGGGGAGCACAGGUGUAAGAACACAGACCCUGGCUACAACUGCCUGCCCUGCCCUCCACGCUACACUGGCACGCAGCCUUUCGGAAGGGGUGUUGAACAUGCCAUGGCCCACAAACAGGUGUGCAAACCACGCAACCCCUGCACAGAUGGGACACAUGACUGCAACAAGAAUGCCAAGUGUAACUACCUGGGCCACUACAGUGACCCCAUGUACCGGUGUGAGUGCAAGCCUGGCUAUGCUGGCAAUGGCAUCAUCUGUGGGGAGGACACAGACCUCGAUGGCUGGCCUAAUGAGAACCUGGUGUGUGUGGCCAACGCAACUUACCACUGCAAAAAGGAUAACUGCCCCAACCUCCCCAACUCGGGGCAGGAAGACUAUGACAAGGAUGGAAUCGGAGAUGCCUGUGAUGAUGACGAUGACAAUGACAAAAUCCCAGAUGAUAGGGACAACUGUCCGUUCCAUUACAACCCAGCCCAGUAUGACUAUGACCGAGAUGAUGUGGGUGACCGCUGUGACAACUGCCCCUACAACCACAAUCCAGACCAGGCAGACACAGACAACAACGGGGAAGGAGAUGCCUGUGCUGCAGACAUUGAUGGGGAUGGUAUACUCAAUGAACGAGACAACUGCCAGUAUGUCUACAAUGUGGACCAGAGGGACACUGACAUGGAUGGGGUUGGAGAUCAGUGUGACAACUGCCCCCUGGAACACAAUCCCGAUCAGCUGGACUCUGACUCGGAUCGCAUUGGAGACACCUGUGACAACAAUCAGGAUAUUGAUGAAGAUGGCCACCAGAACAAUUUGGACAACUGUCCCUAUGUGCCCAAUGCCAACCAGGCUGACCACGAUAAAGAUGGCAAGGGGGACGCCUGUGACCAUGAUGAUGACAAUGACGGCAUUCCUGACGACAGGGACAACUGCAGACUUGUGCCCAAUCCUGACCAGAAGGACUCUGAUGGUGAUGGUCGAGGUGAUGCUUGCAAAGAUGAUUUUGACCAUGACAACGUGCCAGACAUCGAUGACAUCUGUCCUGAGAAUGUUGACAUCAGUGAGACUGACUUCCGCCGGUUCCAGAUGAUUCCUCUGGACCCCAAGGGGACAUCCCAAAAUGAUCCUAACUGGGUUGUACGCCAUCAGGGUAAAGAACUCGUCCAAACUGUCAACUGUGAUCCUGGACUUGCCGUAGGUUAUGAUGAAUUUAACGCUGUGGACUUCAGUGGCACCUUCUUCAUCAACACUGAAAGGGAUGAUGACUAUGCUGGAUUUGUGUUUGGCUACCAGUCUAGCAGCCGCUUCUAUGUUGUGAUGUGGAAGCAAGUCACCCAAUCCUACUGGGACACCAACCCCACGAGGGCUCAGGGAUACUCAGGCCUCUCUGUGAAGGUUGUGAACUCCACCACAGGGCCUGGUGAGCACCUGAGGAAUGCACUGUGGCACACAGGAAACACUCCUGGCCAGGUGCGUACCCUGUGGCAUGACCCUCGUCACAUAGGCUGGAAAGAUUUCACUGCUUACAGAUGGCGUCUCAGCCACAGGCCAAAGACAGGUUUCAUUAGAGUGGUAAUGUAUGAAGGAAAGAAAAUCAUGGCUGACUCAGGCCCCAUCUAUGACAAAACCUAUGCUGGCGGUAGACUAGGGAUGUUUGUCUUCUCUCAAGAAAUGGUGUUCUUCUCUGACUUGAAGUACGAAUGUAGAGAUUCCUAAUCAACAAGCUGUUGAUCUAAAGACUGAUAAGAACCAGUGUUGGUAUUGCACCUUCUGGAACGAUGGGCUUGCGAAAACCCCCAGGAUCACUUCUCCUUGCCUUCCUUUUUUCUCUGCUUGCAUCCAUGUGGAUUCCUAGAACAUAGGACCUGCCUCAAGAAAAUGCAGUUUUCAAAAACAGACUCAGUAUACAGCCUCCAAUGAAUGAGAGAAGACAUCUUCCAAAAAUAUAAACAGUCACGUUGGUGUGUUUUUGAAAAAGCAAACACAUCUACUUGCUUCAGCUGGAAAGGUGCCUGCUCCACUCUGCUCGUGUCAGAGCAGGGUGCUGUUGUGGGGCUGUCUCUGAGCAGUGGACUCAGCAUUCUCAGGCGGGUCAGAGAAGGGAGGAAUCACUAGAAUUAGCAAACAAAAACAUACCUGACUACUCCCUCAGGGAUAGGGGGAGCAGGGGCCGGAGCACUAAGGGGGAGGGCGCAGACCCAACAGGCGAUCGAAUGAAGAAAAUAUGGAAGAACUGUUACAUGCUCGGUACUAAAUCAUUUUCAGGGGAUUGAAAGACUAUUGCUGGAUCUCAUGAUGCUGACUGGUGUUGGCUGAUGAACCCACGUGAAUUAGGCACUUAUAGAGGAGCAGGGGAGGGAGGGAAAGACUGGCUUCUGGACUUCUUCCCUGACCCCAGGCCGUUACACAUCAGAAUAAGAAGUCAGAAUGAAACCAGUGUCAGUACUGGCUGCCAUUGCCUUAUGGCAUUGAAAUUCCUGAUUUUCUUCCAGAUGUAGCUUGUGUAGAUACAGCGUGAAAGUAGGAAAACCUACCAUCUCAGCGAGCACCAGCUGUCUCCCAAGGGAGGGGCAGCUGUGCUUCUAUUUUUAUGGUUAGAAAGGCACAAAAUUAUCAUCAUCCUAACUAAAACAUUCCUGUUCUCUCUUUUUCUGAAUUACCAUGGAGUUCUCCAGUGCUCUGUUUUGAGUGAUAGAACUGUUUUGUUUUUUUUUAAACAAACACUUUACAAUAUAAGAUAUUUACUGACUUACUGCAGAGGAUCUGUCUGAAUGAUUAUUCAUGGAACAGGAAGAAGUGUCAGGACUGUCCAUAUCAUCUUUGCUAAGAGUCUUCAUGACUGUAAGAUUGUAAAUACAGAUUAUUUAUUAACUCUGUUCUACCUGGAAUUAGGUUUUAUAUGGAAAGCGUUUGAGAGCAGGUCACUGAGAUAUAUCAGCAAAUGGCUUGCAAGAAUGGCGCUAAGGAAAUCAGCUGUAACAAGCUGUUCCUGGUGCUCAGAGCGAGGGAUUUGGGACUUUAUUUUCUUUGUUCUGUCUUCAAGUGGAAUUCAUUGGUUGUCCAUUUGCAAGUGUUUUAGAUUGCAAAGAAAGCCAUGAGGUCUUUAAUAAUGUUUUAUCCCAUCCCUUGUGCCUGUUUCCAGGGAGGAGAAAUGCAUAUACACUUUUUUUUUUCAUUUUUCCAAAAGAGAAAAAAAUGACAAAGGUGAAACUUAUAUACAAAUAUUACCUCAUUUGUUGUGUGACUGAGUAAAGAAUUUUUGGAUCAAGCAGAAAGAGUUUAAGUGUCUAAAAACUUAAAGCUACUGUAGUACCUAAAAAAGUCAAUGUUGUAAAUAGUAUAAAAUUUCUUUGCAGAAAAGUAUUCCCAGUAAGGAAAUCGCAUUGAAAUGUUGAAUACAGUUUCUGAAAGUUAUGUUUUUUUCUAUCAUCUUGUAUACCAUUGCUUUAUUUUUAUAAAUUAUUUUCUCAUUGCCAUUGGAAUAGAUAUCUCAGAUUGUGUAGAUAUGCUAUUUAAAUAAUUUAUCAGGAAAUACUGCCUGUAGAGUUAGUAUUUCUAUUUUUAUAUAAUGUUUGCACACUGAAUUGAAGAAUUGUUGGUUUUUCUUUUUUUUAAUUUGUUUUUCGCUUUUUACUCCCCAGUUUUUACUAUUUGCCAAUACCUUUUCUAGGAAUGUGCUUUUUGUACACAUUUUUAUCCAUUUUACAUUGUAAAGCAGUGUAAGUUGUAUAUUACUGUUUCUUAUGUACAAGGAACAACAAUAAACCAUAUGGAAAUUUAUAUUUAUA